Myotis daubentonii (Daubenton's bat) is the source of this 3428-nucleotide messenger RNA. It is a transcript of the gene FCAMR, whose product is annotated as Fc alpha and mu receptor. Gene Ontology annotation, molecular function: transmembrane signaling receptor activity. NCBI's taxonomy places the organism in Eukaryota, Metazoa, Chordata, Mammalia, Chiroptera, Vespertilionidae. Gene Ontology annotation, cellular component: plasma membrane. The record is from RefSeq and is a predicted model, not a curated record.
AUGUCCAUCCCGGCCCUCACUGAGCAGAUCGAGCCCCCAAAGCGAGAAGGCCUCUUCAUUUGCAGUGUUUUUUUGCAGGUCGCCAACCAGAGGGCAGGAUGGAAAAUGCAGGUGGCCCUCAUACUGUGCCUGCUGCAAGUUGCCAACGCGCUGAAGGGCCCGAGGCUGGUGUCUGGGGAGCCUGGGGGCGCUGUCACCAUCCAGUGUCGUUACACCCCCACAUCCAUCAACAGGCACCAGCGGAAGUACUGGUGCCGCCUGAGCCCCCUGACGUGGCUCUGCCACACCAUCGUGUCCACCAACCACUACACGCACGGUCGCUACAGGGGCCGCGUGGCGCUGGCGGACUUCCCGCACAGCGGCCUGUUUGUGGUGAGGCUGGCCCAGCUGUCCCCGGAGGAUGGGGGUUCCUACCGCUGUGGCAUCGGAAACGGAAACGACAUGCUGUUCUUGAGCAUGAACCUGGCCGUCUCCGCAGGAAUGGGUGAGUCAAGCCCCAGAGCAAUGUCAGCUGCCAGUGAGCUCAUCAGGAGAUCCUUCGGAACAGCCUCUCCAGCGGCCAACAGAUGGGCCCCAGGAACCACCCAGACUACAGAAAGGCAGGAGACAGAAUGGGACAGAGCUGCUCUGACUCCAGAAACCAGCAAAAGAACAACAGCUUCAGCUAAGGGAAUGCAAACCCCAGGAAGCCCUGGGUUGGUAGCUGCAGGGACAGUUAGUCAGGUAGAGAGUUCCAGCUGGGCCACCAUCCCUAUUCCGGAUGGUCCAGCUUCAGCAGUCGGCAGGAUGCCCGAUACAGUGGAACGUGAUUGGCUGUGGGGCACCAGGAGCUCAGCAACAAACAGAGCUGGGGCCAGAGAGGAAGGGAGAGAGACAACCACUGAGGCCAAUAGGCCAAGAGAGGAAGCAGAAAGGGUCAAAAUAGCCCUGGCUACAGACUGGACCAUCAUAAAGUCCAUCAGGCCAUCAACACUGGCCUCAGAAAAACUGGUGUGGGAAACCCGCCAAGAAGCAAGCUUGGCUUCUACACCACAAGCCCCGGGCUCCAUUGAAGGGACUACUGGAGCUGCAGGUGUGUGGGCCUGGGGGCCCACCAGCACAGAGAUGUCAUCUGCCGAAGGGAGCACUGAAGGGGACCUAGACAUGCCUGCUGGAGGCAGUGGUCCCCAAACAGCACCAAGCCAGGACCUGGUAGCAGGAUCCCUAAGGCCCCCGGGCAGGGGGUCCUCCAAGAAGAGCGCUUUUCCAGAGGAGAAAAACAUCUCUCGGAUGCUGACUCCUGUCUCCACGGUGCUGUGCCCACUCGCGCUUGUGGCUCUUGUUCUACUGCAAAGGAAGCUGCAGAGAAAGAGGACCUCUCAGGAGACAGAAAAGGCCCCAGGAGUCACCUUGAUUCAGGUGACACAUUUGCUGGAGCUGAGCCUCCAGCCAGAUCAGCUGCCCCAUGUGGAGAGGAAGAUACUCCAAGAGGGUUCUUCUCCUGCCUGUGCCACCAUGACGGUCCCAGAGAGGGACCCUGGACCCUGAGGAAUGGAAGGAUAACCAGGACCAAACACCAUGACCCCUUCUCAUCCUUCCUCCUCCGGUACAAAAGGAAGCGAAUGGAGCUGGUGCUUUAUUGGGGAAGCAAAGGCUGACCAUCCUUGGACCUAUAAAAGUCAUGAAUUGGCCACAGUCAAAGAUGACAGUGUGACUCAAAAAAGGCUUCAAGAAAGGAUUUAUUAAACACUGGUGGAGGUCACCUAGGAAAAAUGUGAAAUUUCCAUUCUUGGAGGUUUCAAAAUGUAAGAGGUUUUCAAUCAGUGUGAGGAAUUAGAAAUUUUCAACCAUCACAUCUAGCCCAUACCAGUUGCCCUCUUUUCUGACAUCUGUUAGCAUUCAGCCUACUGCAUACAUUGAAUUAUAUUCAUGUAACUAGCCUUGCUUUCUCAAGUAAAUUCUAAGUUCUUUUAGGGCAGUAAUUGUGUUUUAUCUCACGAUGCCCCCAGAGAACUUCCAUUCCAGUAGCCCCCCCCCCGCCCCCCAUAAAUAUUUGUGACUGAAUAGCUGACUGCAAGGGCACAGGCUCAGUGGCCUCUAGGGAUCCUACUCAUGCAGAUGCUCUGACUGUCCCCUCAUUCAGGAGUGCCCUGGUGGUUUUUACAUAGAGACCAAAAGGACAGCCAGUCCUCAAAUCAUCUCUCCCCAUUUGGCCCCAUACUCAUCAUGCUGUAGACCGUUUGACCCAGUCAAGAUUUUCUGGGAUUUUCCUAAAUCUGUGGGGGAGGAGGGCAUCUUUCAGUAGAUUCUCGCCUUUUCACAAAGCUUCUCUUGUUCCACUGCUUCUAAACCCUUGAUAGCCAGGAUGUUGAUGGGGCUAGAAAAUGGUUGAGGUGGGCAGGGGAAGGAGUAAGAGAGAAAGCGGCCAAAUGGAAUUUAUGUAAAUUCUGCUUUUAUAACCACUUCAUCUCAUGCCUCUGGGGGCACUUUUGCUCCAUCCUUGGUCCCACUGUCUUUGCAGGAGUUACCUCUGCUUUUUGAUUUUGCCAUAUCUGUUAACCAGCUGCCUGAGCUUCAUGUCUGGGCAGAGAAGCCUUUGGGCAAUUGAAGAGCAGGGAAAGAAAGACUCUGAUAGCGAAUGAGAAUUGUCAGAUAGACAUUCCCAGAUGCGUUAGCCCUGCUUCCUAAGCUGUCAGCGCACCAGAGGCCCUUUAUCAAUGCCUCCUCAUAGCUGAGUCUGAACCCGGACACGUUCUUAAGAAAAUCAAGGAGAUGCUGUCUUCCUGGUUUGUGCAAGAGAGAGACCCAUUGUUUUUGGAUAAGUAGGGAAGUUGUAUGCAUGUAACCAAAGGGAAUCAUUGAAAUUCCAAGCUAAUAGGUCCUUAGAGAUUGACCUCUCUAAAACCCUCAGCCUCCUGGGAGCUAACUAACGCCCUGUGGGGAAGCGACUUGUUCAAAGUCACUCAGUUAACCCAGUUAGUAAUGGCGGAGGGAGCACCAGAAAAGGGAACUCAGAACCUUAAUUUAGUGCCUUCUCCACCAUCACCAUGAUUAACAAUAUAUCAAAACAAAACUAAUCAAAAAAACCAAUUACACCAAGUUGUCUUGUUCCAGGCCAUUCUCAUGCACACUAUCUGAGUGACCUGCUUAAAAAAAAAGUCUGUAAGAGAGAUAGAACAGCCAACAUUAUCCCACUCGGCCAAUGAGGAAGCAGGCCCUGAGGGAUAUGUAAUUCGGCCAAGGUCACUUAGCUCGUUAGAGGCAGGGACGGGCUGAGAACCAGGUAAUAUAAAAUCGUUUUACCUAAUUAACAUUUAUCCGGCUUUCCGCAGAAUGCUAGCUUCUCAGGAUUGUUAAGAGCUAUUCUGAGGAAAAGCAGAUUUGGAAACUCAACGAAGUUUGGCAAAUGAGGGUUAAACAACAAACAGUUUCUUCUGCAUAGGAUUUUU